AUGCCGGCUCUGCCAGCACUGCUGCUGUCAAUACAUUUCCUGUUUUUGUUGCUAAUCACCAUGCCACCACGCUCCCUCAGCCAGGCCCCUCUACUCUCCUCCGUCCGCAUGGCUGCAAUCUUGGAUGACCAGUCUGUGUGUGGGCGCGGGGAGCGGUUGGCGCUGGCUCUGGCCAGGGAGAAUAUCAACAGUGUUAUAGAAGGUCCAGCCCGAGCUCGUGUGGAGGUGGACAUAUACGAGCUUCAAAAAGACUCCCAGUACGACACAACCGACACCAUGUGUCAGAUUUUACCCAAAGGCGUAGUUUCUGUGAUUGGUCCUGCCUCCAGCCCCGCCUCCGGCUCUACAGUCAGUCAUAUAUGUGGCGAGAAAGAGAUCCCUCAUGUAAAAAUUGGUCCAGAGGAAACUCCCCGCUUGCCGUACCUCCGCUUUGCCUCUGUCACCCUGUACCCUAGCAACGAAGACUUGAGUCUGGCCAUAGGAGCCAUCUUACGCUCAUUCAGCUACCCAUCAGCCAGCCUGGUCUGUGCCAAAGCUGAGUGCCUGCUGAGAUUGGAAGAGCUGGUCCGGCGCUUCCUCAUCUCACGAGAGACGCUGUCAGUCAGGAUGCUGGAUGACAACCUGGACCCUACCCCACUCCUGAAGGAGAUCCGCGAUGACAAAGUGGCCACCAUCAUCAUUGACGCCAAUGCCUCUGUCUCUUAUCUCAUCCUCAAGAAGGCAUCAGAGCUGGGGAUGACAUCAGCAUUUUAUAAGUACAUCCUCACCACCAUGGACUUUCCUCUGUUGAAACUGGAUGACAUUGUCGAUGAGCAGUCAAACAUCGUGGGUUUCUCCAUGUUCAAUACAACGCAUCCCUUUUAUUUGGAGUUCAUCCGGAGCCUGAACCUCUCUUGGAGAGAGGGCUGCGAUCUGACUUACCCUGGCCCUGCGCUCUCCUCGGCACUGAUGUUCGAUGCAGUGCAUGUGGUGGUGGGGGCGGUAAGGGAGCUGAACCGCAGUCAGGAAAUUGGUGUGAAGCCACUCAGCUGCACCUCACCUCAGAUCUGGCAACAUGGGACCAGCCUGAUGAAUUAUCUGCGCAUGGUGGAGUACGAUGGCCUAACUGGACGAGUUGAGUUCAACAGCAAAGGUCAGAGAACCAACUACACCCUGCGGAUCCUGGAGAAACACAGAGGAGGCCACAAAGAGAUCGGUAUCUGGUACUCCAACAACACCUUGGCAAUGAACUCCACCAGUCUGGAUAUUAAUGUCUCUGAGACGCUGGCAAACAAGACCCUCAUUGUCACCACCAUUCUGGAGAAUCCAUAUGUGAUGCGUAAAGACAAUUACCAAGAUUUCCAGGGCAACGACCAGUAUGAAGGCUUCUGUGUUGACAUGUUGAGGGAGCUGGCAGACAUCUUAAAAUUCUCCUUCAAAAUCAAGCUGGUGGAUGAUGGACUCUAUGGGGCCCCAGAGCCCAACGGCUCAUGGACUGGCAUGGUUGGAGAGCUAAUCAACAGGAAAGCAGACCUGGCCGUGGCGGGCUUCACCAUAACAUCGGAAAGAGAGAAAGUUAUUGACUUCUCUAAGCCGUUCAUGACCCUGGGGAUCAGCAUCUUGUACAGAGUUCAACUGGGUCGGAAACCGGGUUACUUCUCCUUCCUCGAUCCCUUCUCGCCGGCUGUCUGGCUUUUCAUGUUACUCGCCUACCUGGCAGUCAGCUGUGUGCUCUUCCUGGCAGCAAGAUUAAGCCCUUAUGAGUGGUACAAUCCACACCCAUGCCUGCGAGAGCGUAGAGACAUGCUGGAGAACCAGUACACCUUGGGAAACAGCUUGUGGUUCCCUGUUGGAGGCUUUAUGCAGCAGGGAUCAGAGAUAAUGCCUCGAGCCUUAUCCACCAGAUGUGUCAGUGGUGUGUGGUGGGCAUUCACUCUGAUCAUCAUCUCCUCCUACACGGCCAACCUGGCAGCCUUCUUAACUGUUCAGAGGAUGGAGGUUCCCAUUGAGUCCCCAGACGAUUUGGCCGACCAAACCAACAUAGAGUAUGGCACCAUCCAUGGAGGGAGCACCAUGACUUUCUUCAUGAACUCACGGUACCAGACAUACCAGCGGAUGUGGAACUACAUGUACUCAAAGCAGCCCAGUGUAUUUGUGAAAAGCACAGAGGAGGGCAUAGCCCGUGUAGUCAACUCCAAGUAUGCCUUCUUGAUGGAGAGCACCAUGAACGAGUACCAUCGUGGGCUCAACUGUAAUCUCACACAGAUAGGAGGUCUGCUGGACACCAAAGGCUACGGCAUUGGCAUGCCACUGGGAUCUCCGUUCAGAGAUGAGAUCACACUGGCCAUCCUCCAGCUGCAGGAGAAUAACAGGCUGGAGAUACUGAAGAGGAGGUGGUGGGAGGGGGGGCAAUGUCCCCGAGAGGAGGACCACCGUGCCAAGGGUCUGGGCAUGGAGAACAUUGGGGGCAUCUUCGUGGUGCUGAUCUGCGGCCUCAUCAUCGCUGUGUUCGUGGCCAUUAUGGAGUUUGUGUGGUCAACACGCCGCUCGGCAGAGACUGAUGAGGUAUGCCCCCAUACCUGCCCUCGCCGACCCCACAGACAAACCCCAGUGUCUGUCUGUCAAGAGAUGAUCACAGAGUUUCGAAACGCCGUCUCCUGUAAAAAGAGCUCCCGCAUGCGGCGGCGGCGGCCCCUCAGCAGCUCAGCAGCCUUGCGCCACCCCACUCGCAUCGCUCUCGGGGCCCCUCGGCCCUUGCGGCUGGUCCGGGAGAUGCGCCUCAGCAACGGCAAGCUGUACAGUGGAGCUGGUCCUCUGACAGGUGGAGCGGGAGGUGCAGGGGCGCCCGAUCUCGGACCCGGGCCUCAACGAAUCUUGGACGAUCCACUGGGAGCCAACACAACACCACCCCCACCGGCCGCCACCCCCGUGAUGCUGCCUGCUCGUGGCUGCACCCACGUGAGGAUCUGUCAGGAGUGCAGAAGAAUCCAGAGCCUGAGAUCAGGCAGCAGUACAGGGUCGUCCUCAUCCAGAAUACCCCCUUCCUCUGCCCCUCUGCCCCGGCUACCUCCACCCCCACCCCAGUCCUCUUCCAAUACAGACAGUGAGGGCGGAGGGGGACCUAGCCCAAGGAGACUACAUCACAGUCCUCCGCCGCAUACCCCUCGACCCAUUCCACCUCCACAAAACAGCAACAACACAGACCUACUGGGGGACCAGGACUGA
Messenger RNA from Menidia menidia (Atlantic silverside), 3204 nucleotides. The record is from the annotation of a GenBank genome assembly. Lineage: Eukaryota; Metazoa; Chordata; Actinopteri; Atheriniformes; Atherinopsidae.